Molecule: messenger RNA, 3574 nt
Organism: Cervus elaphus (red deer)
Lineage: Eukaryota; Metazoa; Chordata; Mammalia; Artiodactyla; Cervidae
Gene: FAR2
Product: fatty acyl-CoA reductase 2
Exons: 12
Coding region: 211-1758 (515 amino acids)
Biological process (GO): long-chain fatty-acyl-CoA metabolic process
Cellular component (GO): peroxisome
Molecular function (GO): alcohol-forming very long-chain fatty acyl-CoA reductase (NADP+) activity
Source: RefSeq, a predicted model, not a curated record
GAGCUUUUAGAUAUCCACUGAUGAGAGGCUGUUGGGUCAUGGGAUGCUGUGGAUGCCCCUACCAUUGCUUCUUAGACCUGAUUUAAAUUCUUCUGCUACAUUUCCUGCUCGACUCUUACCUUCACUUUUUGUCCAAGAGAAACCUGAAGCCUGAAAAAGAAAGACAAAAGGAACCUCUUUCUGAAGUUAUAGAAGACAAAAGGAAGAAUCAUGUCCAUGAUUGCAGCUUUCUAUGGUGGCAAGUCCAUUCUAAUUACUGGGGCCACAGGCUUCUUGGGCAAAGUGUUGAUGGAGAAGCUAUUUCGUACCAGUCCAGACCUGAAAGUCAUUUAUGUCCUGGUGAGGCCCAAGGCGGGCCAGACCCUGCAGCAGAGGGUCUUCCAGAUCCUAGACAGUAAGCUGUUUGAAAAAGUCAAAGAAGUUUGUCCAAACGUGCAUGAGAAGAUCCGAGCUAUUUCUGCAGACCUCAAUCAGAAUGACUUUGCCAUCAGCAAGGAGGACAUGCAGGAGCUUCUUUCACACACAAAUAUCAUCUUCCACUGUGCCGCGACCGUGCGCUUUGACGACCACCUCAGACAUGCUGUGCAGCUUAACGUCACUGCCACCCAGCAGCUUUUGCUCAUGGCCAGUCAGAUGCCAAAGCUGGAAGCCUUCAUACACAUUUCUACUGCCUUUUCAAACUGUAACCUGAAGCACAUUGAUGAAGUCAUCUAUCCAUGUCCUGUAGAGCCAAAAAAAAUCAUUGACUCCAUGGAGUGGUUAGACGAUGCUAUCAUUGAUGAGAUCACACCCAAACUGAUCGGAGAUCAGCCUAACACGUACACCUAUACCAAGGCCUUGGGAGAGGUGGUGGUGCAGCAGGAAGGUGGCGACCUCAACAUUGCCAUUGUACGGCCCUCCAUCAUGGGAGCAACCUGGCAGGAGCCCUUCCCAGGUUGGGUUGAUAACAUAAAUGGACCUAGUGGGCUCAUUAUUGCGGCUGGGAAAGGGUUUCUUCGGUCCGUAAGAGCGACUCCGAUGGCGGUGGCGGAUUUGAUUCCAGCAGACACAGUGGUCAAUCUCACGCUGGCUGUAGGAUGGUACACGGCAGUUCACAGACCUAAGUCGACAUUGGUCUACCACUGUACAUCUGGCAACCUCAAUCCCUGUAACUGGGGCAAAAUGGGAUUCCAAGUCUUGGCAACCUUUGAAAAAAUCCCAUUUGAGAGAGCUUUCAGGAGACCCAACGCUGACUUCACAACCAACAACAUCUCAACCCAUUACUGGAAUGCUGUCAGUCACCGGGCCCCUGCCAUCAUCUAUGACUUCUAUCUUCGUCUCACAGGAAGGAAGCCCAGGAUGACGAAGCUCAUGAACCGGCUUUUAAGAACACUUUCCAUGUUGGAGUAUUUCAUCAACCGGAGCUGGGAGUGGAGCACACACAACACUGAGAUGCUAAUGUCUGAGCUGAGUCCCGAAGACCAGAGAGUAUUCAACUUUGAUAUACGUCAGUUGAACUGGUUAGAAUACAUUGAAAAUUAUGUUUUAGGAGUUAAGAAGUACUUAUUGAAAGAGGAUAUGGCUGGGAUCCCAGAAGCAAAGCAACACUUAAAAAGGCUCCGAAAUAUUCACUACCUCUUUAAUACUGCUCUCUUCCUCAUCAUCUGGCGUCUUCUCAUUGCAAGAUCUCAGGUGGCUCGGAAUGUGUGGUUCUUCAUCGUGAGCUUCUGUUACAAAUUCCUCUCCUACUUUAGGGCAUCUAGCACACUCAAGGUCUAAGAACAUUUGGCAAUCUCCCUUUGUCUGGAACCUCUCAGAUACCUCUAAAACAGCAACUGUGGUUCUCAAGAUUAGGUGACAAAUAUGCCCGUUAUUACCUGUCAAAUGUGCUGUCAUGUAUUCAUCCUUAUUUCUUAACUAUACAUUUUCAUUUCAUUUCAGUGAGAGAAGAAAAGUCAUAUCCUAGCCAAUUAUCAUACAAAUUUUCGGGAAAAAUUGUUUCCAGAUUGUUUCUUAACACUAUUCUGUGCUCUUGAAUAUAAAACACCAAAGGACACCCAUCUUCCCUUAUUUAGCUUUGUUCUCCUUGAGAGGACUAAUGUCAACUCAGUAAACAUGGGAGGACACAUGGCAGAAGCUGAGAUAUGCUAAAGAAAGGCAGUUGUCACUGGAACCAUUUAGUAUAGUGUACUUAGUAUAAAGGCUGAAAAUCAAGAUAAGUAGACAAAGGUCUCAACAUUGUCAUAAAUGCUGUAAGAGAAACAAUUCUCCAUGGAGGUUUCUGCUUUCUUUUUGUGCUAUACUAUGGAGUCCUGGUUGAGGGCUGGGGGAAUUAGAAAAGUGGGUUCACAUCUAACAUUUUCCUUAACUAUACCCACAUCUGAAACCUGAAGAGAACCAAGAGGUGUAAAUAAUGUGUAUAGAGUGAGGGCUCAAGCAUAUUUUCAUUAUGGCUGAUUAUUAUGCUUUUAAGUAAAAAUUGGUUCUUGUAAUUUGAAUUUGACAACUAUUAUUUCUAAAUCUUUUGAAUCAUCAAUUUUCCUGAUUACCUCCUCUUAAGAGUUUUCUUCUUGUUCAUUAAAGUGGCCAAAUCCCUGAUAUUUAAGCUUAUAUGGCCCAGGCCUUCGAUUAGUGACUAAUGUUAGAGGAAGGCCUAGGCUAAAAUCACGUAAAAACCCAUUUUCCUGAUCUUUGCACUGAGAAGAGCAAAAUUGUAAAUAAAAAUUUAAAUGCUAGUCAUAUUUUCUGUGGGGAAGUUCACUCUUUCACCAGGACUUGCUAGUAUCUUGAUCACCCCAGUUGCAGAAUGUUACCUGUACAAUGUUCAGCAGAAGAGGACAGACUUCAUUAAGUGACUCAAAGUUCAGAGAACAGGUGUUGUUUUAAAAAUAUUUUAUGAAUAAUGCAAAUGAAUUAGUAAAAAUCUGUUCUCAAAAUCCUAUAUUAAUAAUAUAACUGUUAUCCCAACUUUCAUCAUAUUUGAGAAAUGAGUGCAUUUUAGAUUGCAGUCCUUCAUGUUAAAAACAUGGGAUACAAUUCAGAUAACAGUACCUGGGGCCUAAGUAACUAAAAAUAAUCAUAACUACUAGAAAACUAUAUGAGCAUAAAACAUUCAAUGGUAGUUAUACAUAUGCUCACUUCCUGGGAUAAUUGGUUAAUACUCAGAAAGGCACAUCCAGGUGGUAGAAGUGUACUAGAACUGUGAGAGCAACUUCUAGCCCAGUAUUAUUGGAAAUUUUUCUGAACCCCAUAAAGUGCACUUGGGGUCAGCGCAGGGAGGCUCUUCUGGGCAAUGUCUUUCUCAAUCUCAUCUAAGUUAUGCCAACUACUUUCCAGGGCAGAAAACCCAGCUCUGAAAGAAAGCACCUGGUUAUCUUCAGUUUGAGAAUUCUGUGUAAUAUGUUUGAGUUAAGAUAAAAACUAUAGAUGAUAAAAAUGAAAUCAAGAUAUAACUCAAUGAAAUUGGAUAAAACAUAAUAGUUCUAAGAAUUUACUAUCUUUUGGUUAUUAUGUUUCACCAAUUCAAUAAAUUCCACUGAUCAUUCAGUUUUGACUUGAUUAAAUGAAAAUUUGAAUUAAAGACUGAUUUCCUCUC